This is a messenger RNA of Puntigrus tetrazona (Sumatra barb), 5010 nucleotides long. RefSeq names its product beta-1,4-galactosyltransferase 3. NCBI's taxonomy places the organism in Eukaryota, Metazoa, Chordata, Actinopteri, Cypriniformes, Cyprinidae. Gene Ontology annotation, biological process: carbohydrate metabolic process. Gene Ontology annotation, molecular function: glycosyltransferase activity. The coding region runs from base 952 to 2028 and encodes 358 amino acids. The transcript has 7 exons. The record is from RefSeq and is a predicted model, not a curated record.
UGCACAGCAUAGCAGCGUGAGCGCGCAUCACUUCCUGUGCAUGCUGGGCGCUUUCAACUCCGACAGGACAAGCGUCGGAGUCGACGAAGUCGUAUAAAUAGACAGGAGUAACGGAAUAUCUGAGGGAAUAGUCCACCAAACUGUCCGAGAUUCCUCAGACACUGACUCCUGUCAUUGAACCAGCUGGCGUUGAACGGGGUUUUGGACCCUCCCCCUGCACGAGGACAGAAUGAGACAAUAGCUGGGGGUGUUGGAUAUCAUCCCUCCCCCCCUCCUCUUUGUUUUCCCCUCCUACAUAUCCAAGAAGCAUAUCCAUAGUCACUAUCACACGCCAGCACACUACAAAACAAUACCUUGGACUUCUGUGGCUCACGCUCUUUACUUUGUAGUGACCAUGAGACUUUUAGAGGACUGUUGCUGUUGAGAGCUUCUGGGAACAAAACCAGUUUCUUUCAGCCAGACACAUCCUUCCUACGGCUUUGGUGGAGCUUGAUGGAAGCUCAGUAGAUCACAGAAUCAUGAAAACACCAGAGGAACACUGGGAGUUUCCAUUUGGAGUUGUAUAUUAAUAGGCUGAAAGACUGCCAGUGAGCAAAGCAAAUCUAAUUCAACCUGCAGCAGUCCUGAACGUCUGUUAGAAUAAAUGAUACCUAGCCUUUUCAUCCAUCAUAUCUGAAGUGCCUUGUGUUUCAUCGAACUGUUUACAUCUACUCCACAUAUCUAAUACAUCUGCAACAAUUGAAACAAUUGAUUUUGUUUACAUAUCCUUAGGUUUUCAUAUCAGUUUCAUUUGGUUUUUUUUUCUGCAUGCAAGUAAAAGUUUGAAGUAUCUGAGAGGAAUGAGACCACCGUAGAGUCCCGUUCCUCAGACAUAUCCAACCUAAACGCACCAAGACUGUUCAUCUGACUCUUUAACGUUGUACACCGCUUCCACUGAACAGUUCCUUCACCAUGUUCACGCUGCAGUCCAAAUGGCGCUAUCUAAUCAUGUUCUUGGGCGUCCAGUUAGUGGUCAUGGCUCUUCUCUCUAGAGAGGGCUACCAGAAAAGAGUGUCAUAUUUUUUCCGGAUUUUCCGCAAGACUGAUUCCACGUCGGGACACACAAUCGGUGGACGCAACCACACGGAUGUUUAUGCCAACCUCUCCCUUUUGGGCCCUGCUCUUAAUAAAGAGGACAUGCCCUACUGCCCCAAGCAGUCUCCUCUGAUUGGUGGACCAAUUCAUGUCACUUUUCCGUCUGGGCUUACGCUUGCCGAGGUCGAGAAGAAGAAUCCGCUUGUCGUUCGCGGAGGGCGUUAUAGGCCGCCGAACUGUGAGGCUCGCCAUCGCACUGCAAUAAUCAUUCCCCACAGAAAUCGGGAACACCACCUCAAGUUCCUCCUCUACUAUCUACAUCCCUUCCUACAGCGCCAGCAGCUGAACUAUGGCAUCUAUGUCAUUCACCAGGCUGGUAAUUAUACCUUUAACCGAGCAAAGCUGAUGAACGUGGGAUUUCGAGAAGCCAUGAGGGACGAGGACUGGGACUGCCUCUUCUUUCACGACGUGGACCUCAUUCCCGAGGACGACCGCAACACCUAUGUCUGCGACACUCAUCCCAAACACGCUGCCAUUGCCAUGGACAAAUUUGGCUACAAGUUGCCUUAUAAGAUGUAUUUUGGAGGAGUGUCGGCUCUGACCCCUGUUCAGUACCUCAAGAUGAAUGGUUUCCCAAACAAUUACUGGGGCUGGGGUGGAGAGGACGAUGACAUUGGUGUCCGGGUCUCGCUCGGAGGAAUGCUAAUCAGUCGUCCGUCUCUGAAAGUGGGCCGAUAUAAGAUGAUCAAACACAAGCAUGACAAAGGCAAUGAAGUGAAUCCCAAAAGGUUUAACAUGUUGGCCAAGACCCGGCACACAUGGAAAGAAGACGGCAUGAAUACCGUGGAGUACGAGAUCACGUCCCGGGAUUACCAGCCGCUUUACACCAACAUCACGGUCAACAUUGGCACCGAAGCAGGCCUGCACACGACCAAAAAAAAGCCUGCUUCAUAGUUGACUCCCAGCGUUCUUGCGGGUCCCGGAGGCGCAAGUCUUAACGUCAACGCCGCACUGCCUGCAGACCACUUCACCCUCAUGCACAUGGCCAGUGAAUUCUAGGGACGUCAUGCCUUUACUGCACCGCACACCUUCUGUUUCCUCUGUAACAGUGGUGCCAUCUAGUGGUCCCGUGAAUCUCUGUCUUUCCUCCUCCUCCUUUUUCUCCAAAGUUUUACAUUUUAUUCUGAUCCUGCGCUCACUGGUUCACUUUAUCGGUCAGGAUGCUGCAGAAACUUCAUCAACCGGUCCACGCACUGAUCGCUUUGCAGACUCCGUGACGGACCAAUCUGCUGGAAGUGUGUGCUUCCUGACAGACAGACUCUUCAUCUAUCCUCUGUGCCCAUGGGCACCAUUUAAAAGCCUCCGUUGCCUUAGAAUCAAGCUGCACUCUCUCCUUACAUUUCUUUCAUGAUGACUGAAGCAUAGCUUCGGGCGCCCGUGGCUUGACGUGUCUCACUGGGUGAGGCCGAGUCUUAGGGAGGGGUAAAAUUAGUUUUCUGCCACGUGACGGAAAUAGCGAAGCAGGCCGAUGUGCUACGUAAGCAAAAUUGUUUGCUGCACUACUCUGUGAGUCUGGUGCAUUUCCUGUUCGGUAAAUUAGUACUUUCGAUUAUGUACUGUAUUGCUAUACUGGCGGGUGGAUGGAUAUUAUACAUAUCUUCCAUUUCGAGUAUCUCAGUCAGAACUGGCCACUUUGGUAGUAAUAACCACUUUACAUAUACAGAUGUCCUCCUAUUUUUUCAGUUAAUUUUUUUUAUUUCUGAAUUGUCGUAAUUGCCUUUGAUUGUCUUAGUAAUAACGUUGGCUUUUAUAAUCAACGUGCUGCCUCUCACUUCAUGAAUUACUCGACACAUUGUAUUUUAUCUGCAUGGUUUUUGUUUAUUUUUUUUUUUUUAGGAUUGGCUGGUUACGUGCGGUUUGCUUUUGGAUUAGUAAUAGGCUUGUUGAAUGUAGCUACAUCUCUCCUUUUGGUGAGAGAAUGUCACGUCAGUGAACAGCGCGUCGUGCUGUGCUGUUGGUCGGCUUCGUGAGGACUGUGUACUUCAGAAGUCCCGAAGUCUUUGUCCCUUAUUCCCAUUUCGAGUCCCAACAUUUGCUUAUUCAAAGAUACUGCCUGAAAAGGUACUUACCUUGUUAACAGAACUUUUUUUUUUUUUUUAAAGACUUUCACUCAUAAAAACGCAAGCGUAAAUUGUUCGUGAAACUAUUUUUAAGUAAAUUGUCCCGUUGAAUAAAAUGCUCUGGGAACACCUGAAAAAUAAUUUUAACAUACUUUGUUGCAUUGUUUCAAAUACAUCAACAUUCUUAAAACCAUUUGUACAUAUUUGCUUUGAAUCAAAUGCACUAACAUUUGUAAAACCAUUCUUAUGUAAAUUGUUGCAUGAAGUUAAAUUAAAUUCGAACGUUUGUAAAAUUUUUAGGUCAUUUGAUUGCAUUAAGAUUCAUAAAAGCAAUUUUUGGUCAAUUCUUAAAUUUGAUUUAAAUGCUCUAAUAUUUGUACAUUUCAAAUAAUUAAUCAAAUGUGCUAUUAAUCAUAAACCAUUCUUGUGUAAGGUGCAGCAUUAAAUUCAAUUAACCAACAAACUAUUAUUGCAUUAAAUGCGCUAACAUCCUAAACAUUUAGAUGCAUGUUGUUGCUUUCAGUUAAAUGCACUAAUAUUUGUGAAAACAUUCUUGAAUAUAUUGCUGUUAUGAAUCAAAAUAAUUUUAAACAUAAAUUGCUGCAUUUAAUAAUACGCUAUUGUAUUAAGAAAGUUGUUGCAUUCAGUCAAAUUUGUUAAUAUUGAAGAAAAUUUGUUUGCAUGCAUUUACUUACAAUUGUGUGUGCUAGUAAUAAUCACAAACACAAUCACGUGCAAUGCAACCAUUUACACUGAAAUGGUUCCAGACAAUUUACACUUGUCGUUUUGCUUGCUUUUCAGAAAUGAGAUCCAUUUUUGGUAGUCUUAAAAUUUUUUUAAUAAAUAAAUAAUUCUCAACCGUUAAAACUUACACCUCUGACACAGACGGGGAAAAAAGAAAUUAUUUUUGUAUGCUUCAGACAUUUCAUAUUUAAACAUGCAAAACUUUGCAUGCAAGUAUCAGUGCUGAAAUUUUGCCUCAACUGGGUAACAUUAACCUUAUUUUUUGCCAUGCCUUGUUUCUGUCUAACCUCUAAACGUCUUCUGCAUAGUUCAGUCCUCUCUGACAUUCUCUGACAGUCCAGUCACCAGAUACGCGGAUGGAUAUGUGCAUGUGGAUUUACAUUUGUGAUACUGAGAGAGCUAGAUCAUACAUUGUUUUUCGAAUGCUGCUGUUUUCUGUGUGAAUGUGAAAGGUGGCUCCCCUCUUUACUAGCUUGUAUGCUGUUGGGAGCUUGUGAUGGAUCAUUUAAAAAAAAGAAAAAAAUGGGUGUUGGGUCAUUUGAAGGAUGUAAUUGAGGCAGAUAUACCAAAAAUUCUUUUUCUUUUUUUUUAAGCAGCAUGUUUUAUUUUUUGCUUUCUUUAGCAGUAGUUUUUUUUUUUUUUUCGAAUUAUGAAAGUUUAAUUGCCAGGUUAAUUAAAUCUGUCCAUUAUACACGCCAUUAGGCUCACAAUGAAUAUCACGUGAGUUUAACCUCUGUAAACAUUUCUGAUUUGUUGUUUUGGGGAUGUAAGGUGUGACUCGAGAUGUUUCAUUCUUCACUUUGAGAAUUUAUAUUUGAUAACUAUUCGCAUCACCAUAAUAGAAGGUACUUAGAAAACUCUGUUGUUCAGCUGUGAAUGAUUAUAGUUUGACGUGACAGACUGCACAUUACUCAGGUGGGGUAAUGGAUCCGAUGUUUCUAAAUGUGCCUUAUCGGGCGUAUCUGGAGUUCUUCAGUGGGCAAUGCUCUGAACACAGGGCAUGUUUUUCUUUGAGAAGUCUGCACACUACUCAGCGGCCUUAUGAUGAUUUAAUAAAAGAAAUGUUAAUGUA